Messenger RNA from Drosophila takahashii, 630 nucleotides. Its product is annotated as myotubularin-related protein DDB_G0290005-like. Lineage: Eukaryota; Metazoa; Arthropoda; Insecta; Diptera; Drosophilidae. The record is from RefSeq and is a predicted model, not a curated record.
AUGGUUGUGUGCCUGGCGACCUUUGCCAGCGCUUCCCCAAACUUUCGCAUCCUUGGUCGCCAGCGGGAGGAUUCCGCCCAGAUCGCCUCAAUUUUAAACGCCCUGGCUGAAAAUGCAAAUGCCCGUGCCCAAAGCACCACGGCGGCACCCACCACCACCACGGUGCCCAGCACCACCACCGUGACCAACUCGCCCUCCGGACCAACCACCUCGACCGGAACCUCCACCACCACCACCACACCCACCAACACUAGCCCCACAGGUAACGAAAAAGUCACUGCCCCCUUUAAACGCCGCUCACAGCCCAUCGAUGAGCAGGAGGACGACGACGAGGAGGAGCCGGAACAGCAGGUGGAGCAGCACCACCAAUUCCAGCUGGAGGAUCAGCACGACGACGCCGAGGUGGAGGAGGUGCAGCACCACCAGAACAGCCGCCGCCGCCAGGCAAACGCCCGCCGCCAGCGCCAGCGGCUACAGCGGAAGUACCGCCGCCACAAGCAGCAGAAGCGUCGCCAGGAGCAGCGUCGUAAAAAACAGCAGACCCAGAAUCGCAGGCUUAAAAACCGCCACAAUCACAGAUCCCAAAGAAGAAGCAAAUAUGGGAAGCGCAUCAUCCGCCGCCUAGCCUAG